AUGAUGGUGGAGAUCAUUGGAGGACUCCUUGCAAAUUCUCUGGCCGUCAUAACGGACGCAGCACACAUGCUGUCCGAUGCUGGUGGUUUCAUUGUCUCUCUGGUUGCACUGCAACUAUCUAAAAUGGAGGCAACAAAAGAGUACACAUAUGGAUACAAGCAGGCAGAAGUUCUCGGUGCGCUCUUGUCAGUGGCCAUCGUCUGGGCAUUGACAGCAGUUCUGCUUUGGGAGGCAAUGCCGAGAUUCUUCCGGCCGGAGCCAGUGAACGGCAAGCUAAUGUUUAUCAUUGCCGCCAUCGGUUUCGGUGUUAACCUGCUACUGUGGAAGGUGUUGGGACAUGGGCAUUCGCAUGGCCAUGGUCAUUCACAUGCAAGCGACAGUGUUGCGGUGGACGCUGCUCUAGCCCACGUCAUCGGCGACAUGGUGCAAUCAUUGGGAGUGUGUGUAGCUGCGCUUUGCAUCUGGCUUGAGCCAUUCAACAUUGGAACGACGCCGAUUGAAAAUGGAGAGGUGAGUAAUUGGAUUUAUGCCGAUCCUCUUUGCACGUGUCUGUUUGGGGUCAUCGUGCUGUACACCACCAGGUCAACUAUGGUACGCACGGUGGAGACACUUUUGGGCAAGGCCCCUGAAAACAUUGAUCAGGACAAGCUUUCAGCCGCCUUGGUGAAAAUCCAGAAUGUCAAGUCCAUUCACGAUCUUCACGUCUGGACUUUGGGAUCCAGCCAAGUCUUCUGCACUGCCCACUUAGUUGUUGAUGCACCGAAUCAUCAAGGCAAGGCUCUUUGUGAGGCGAUAUCAGUAGUAAAGCGUGCUGGAAUCGGGCACAGUACAUUCCAGAUGGAGGUGGUGGGAGAGAUUGUCGCAGAGAAUUGUGGAGGCUGCGAUGAUGCGAGCCCGAAAAGUGGCCAUAACCGCAGUCAUGAUCAUGACCAUGAUCAUAGCGGACAUGCAGCCGAAAGUCAUAAUUCUGAGCACGAGCCCUGUCAUGGGCACGGUGGCCAUGGUGGAGCUCAUGGUCAUGGGCACGAUGCGGCGCAUUCCCAUGCAGACCAUGCGGGGAACUCUCACGGACACGGCCAUGCAUAG
Molecule: messenger RNA, 1086 nt
Organism: Symbiodinium pilosum
Lineage: Eukaryota; Dinophyceae; Suessiales; Symbiodiniaceae
Source: the annotation of a GenBank genome assembly